AUGCGCUUGCUAAACAAAAACAAAAAAAUACAUAAAGAUAUAUCAUAAAUUUAAGAAACUUGAAAUAAUAAAAUCAAUCAAUUAAUUAAAUAAAUAACACUUGUAAUAAUAAUAAAUCAUUUGAAAAAAAAAUUUUUUUUUUUUUUUUUGAAUAAAAAUUGAGUAUGAAUAAUACUUUUUUUUUGGAUAAAUAUAAGGGAAUGAGAAGUUGACGAGAGAAUGACAGUGAGUAGGGUGGAUCAUUGUACACAAAGAGAGAAAUAUAAAUAAUAAUAAUAAUAAAUGGGAUGAGAUGAGAGAGAGAAAAAGAAAAAAAAAAAAAAAAAAGGAAUCCCGGGACAAACGACGCUAACUAUUGCCACCUCCAACUUUAUCGGUUAAAUUCGUAUUUAAUCGUGUAUCAUCGGUAAACAUCGUCAUAAAAAUUCUCAAUUCUCAUUCGUUCAUUUCUAUAACACGCUUUCGAGCACUUUCGAGUUUCGGGUGUCUCCUGUCUCUCGCCAGUUGCUUGAGCGUUACCAAGCUAAGUAGUGCAUACUAUUUUGUCUUUUUUUUUUGUGUAUAAAAAAAAAUUUAUUUAUUAUUUUUAUUAAAAUCAUUUAAUGAUUAUUUAAUAUUAUUAACUUGUUUUGUGCACUGUGAAAAUACGAAUUUUUUUUUUUUUUUUCUUUUUAAUCAGUGUAUUAUUUAAUAUUUAUUUAAAAAUUAAUUAAUUUGGAGUCAAUCGUGCAUUGAAAAAUUAUUAAUUUUUGUUUUUUUUUUUUCUUUUUUGUUUUUUUUUUUGGUGGUUGAUUGUGAAUUAAAUUUUUUUUUUGGGUGGACAUUUUAACCCGAGGAUUUUUAAACCGGCAUUAACGCCAAUUUGAAUAACCAGAUUAAUUUCUAGAUUUUAAAAUAUUGUGUGUUAAAUAUUUUGAUUUAUCAAAAUGGGAGCACGUCACAGCAGAAAAUCAAUGGACGUGACGACGACACCAAAAAAAGAUGGUGUUACUGUUGAAGGUGGUGAUGCAUCAGUUGUUGGUGAUGGUAAACUUGAAAGAAUUGAAGAAGCUGAUGUUAAACCAACAACCAAUGGUACUGCAUCACACAAUGAAACAACUGAUGACAAGGAUGUUAUCAAUGAUAAAGAUACAGUUACUGAAAAAGAAAAGGAUAAAGAUACUGUUGUUGAAAAAGAUGAUACUGAAAAAAAGGAGGAAGCUGAAGUUAAAGUAGAAGAGACAAAAUCAGAAGCACCAGUUGAAACAACAGCUGAAAGUACUGAAUCAGUAACAACACCAACUGAAGAAACACCAGCAAGUCCAACAACUGCAACUUCACCAGACUCAAAAGAGUCCAAAAAAAAGGACAAGCCAAAAAAAUGGUUUAGAUCGAUAAGUUUUGGCAAAAAAGACAAGAGUAAGCCAGUUCGUGAUGAAGCUGCCAAAAAUGGAGAUGUUACAAAAGAAGAAACUCUUGCUGAGGGUAGUGAAGAAGCUGAAAAUGCAGCAACAAGCCCAUCCGAAGACAAGUCAAUUGUAGCAAGUCCAACGGAAACUGAAGCUGCUGCUGUUGUUGCUGCUGAUGCACCAGCAACAGUUGAUGAAACGAAGGAAGCUGAAAAAUCAUCAAUUGUGGAAAAGAAUGAGACACCCUCAUCCCCCACUGACCCAACUCCUGUCCCUAGCGAGGAAACAAAAGAUGGAGACAAUGAAAAAAUCGAGAAUAAAAUCGAGGUCAGUCUUGUCGAGACAGAAAUAUUAAUGCCAUCAAAAACAAAGCCAAUCAUAACAACAUCUGUCAUAUCGAGGAAAACCAGUGAGGAAUUUCCAUCCCAAUUACCAUCAAGUCCACCACCAACUCCCAUUGAUCCAUCACCCCUCCAACAGGCCCAACAAACACCAGCAAAUGCAACGGCACUUGCCGAAGCAUUAAAAUUACCAGCAGAAACAAUUAAAUCAACAAAUGUUGUUGAUAAUAAUAUUAUAAAAAUUAAUGAUGAAUCAGUUAAGAUUAAUGAUAUUAUUAUACAAAGUGAAGAAGGACCAGUACCAGUUACACCUGAAAAUAUUGAAACAACAACAACACCAACACCAACAACAACAACAGCUCCAAUUGUAAUAAGUAAUGAGCAACAACAAGAUGAUAUUAAAAAUGAUAAUAUGCCAAUUGAUGUUGAAGAAAAAGUUUUAAAUAUCAUCAAUGUUGAUGAAGAUAUUAAAGUAGAAGAAAAAUUAAAUAAUCAAGUUGUUGAAGAAAAAAUAAUUGAAAUUAAUACAACAACAUUGUUAGAUACACCAAUAAUUGAUGAUAAAAAAAUGAAUAUUAUAGAAGAAAAUAAUGAUACAACAGUGAUAAAUAAUACUGUUAUUAUUAAUGAUGAUAAUAUUAUUGAAAAAAAUGUUGAAAUUUUAGAAUCACCAAAAGCACCAUCAACAUUGUCAUUUGAAGAAAUUGAAACAACAAAAUCUGAUGCAACUGAUGAAAUACCACCACCAUUACCUGAAUCACCAAUUCCAUUACCAAAAGCAAAUAAUGAUUUAUUAAAUUUUAUGUCAACUCAAAUUGCUGAUGUACCAAUUGUAUCAAAUGAAAUAAUUAUUAUUAAAGAUAAUAAUAAAAAUAAUAAAAUUGAUAUUGAUGAAAUUAAAAAUGAUGUUAUCAUAACAAAUGGUAAAGAUAAUAUUGAAAUAAUUUCACCACCAUCAUUUGAACAACAACAACAACAACAAAAAAAACAAGAAGAUGAUGAUGACGAAGAAAAAGAAGAAAAAAAAGAUAAUCAAAAAGAAAUAAUUGAUGAUACAGAUGAUCUUGAAAAUUUACCACCACCACCAGAAGAACAAAUAUCAAAUAAUCAAGCUGAUUCUAUUUUAACACCUCCUAGAAGUCCCAGUCCAACUGAUUUUCCUCCACCAAUUAUCGUUGAUAACUCAUUUACCAUUCAAAAUGGUAAUGAAAAUCAUAAAUUAAAUGACGAUGAUAUUAUUUCGGAGGAUUUACAUGUUGAGAUGAAACACAACGGGGAUAUCAUCAACAUCGAUCAAUGUCCAUUAACCAUCCUGAAGAAUGACCAGAAUACAAUUGAACCAGAAGCAGUUGUUGAAAAAACCAAGGAGAUCACUAAAGAAAUUGUUGAAGAAGCACCAAAAGUUUCAACUCCAACUGUCUUAGUUGAAGCUCCAGUUUCAUCUGUACCUGCUGGUCCAGUUAUCACCGAAGAUGUUGCCUCAGUUACCCAGGCUAUUGAGGAAAUUGACAUCAAUGAGAAAGCAGUUGCAGCAGCAGUAAACGAAAACAUCGAAGCUGUUAAGACAAACGAAAUUAUUGCUGAUAAAAAUCAUCAAAACACCCUCAAGGAAUAAAGUGCGUCACUAAUCGAAUUUUGUAUUUUGGGAAGAAGAAACAUUUUUUUCUCGUUAAAACCAAAAAAAAAAAAAAAAGAAAAAAAAAAGUAUAUUAUAUAGAUAUGUAUAUUUGGACCAUUCCUACAAAAACUGAAAAUAUUGUUCUUUCAUUAAUAACAGCAAAAUAAUAAGAAAAAAAAAAAAAAAUUGUUUUUUUUUUUUAAUUAUUAUUCUUUUUUUUUUUUUUUUUUCUUCUUUUUUUUUUUUCAAAUGGAAAAACGAUGAUGACUGCUUAAAUUUAACAACGUAUAAAAAGUAAAACAGCAAUUUUUAUAAUUCAUAAGAUUAUUAAUUGAUGAAUAUAAAUAAAUAAACCGGUAAAUUUGAUUGGCAAAUAAAUAAUGUCAAUCAAAUUGAGUGAGAGCAUUAAAAAAAAAAAAUUUCCAUUAAAAAAAAGUAAAUAAAUAUAAAUAAAAAGUAAUUAAUAAUAAAUAAAUAAAUAAAAAGUAGGCCUGAUACAUUCAAAUGACAGGGUGGCGGAUUUUGGUUUUUUUUUUUCAAAAUAAACAAACAGCGAUUAAAAAAAAAAAAGAAAAAAAAAAAAAAACAAAUGAAUUUAACAAAUACUUGUAAUGAUUAUUUUUAAUUUUUUAAAUUUCCUAAGCAUUAUUUUUUAGCUAUUUAAUGCAUAAAAAAAAGAAUUUUGAUUAAUUGAUAAUAAAUUUCUGAUAAUAAACAUUUGAUUAAUAAUUAUAUAAGUUUUUACGUAAAUAAAUAAAUAAAUUCAAUGAUCUCCUUUUUUAAUUUGUCAUUAUUAUUUUUCAAAAAAACAAAUUAUGUAAAAAUAAAUAUAUAUAUAUUUUUUUUUUUUUCUUAAUUUUUCAAGUGUCAUUUAUUGUUAUUAGAAUUUUAUUUCAAAUACUAACUAAGAAAUUAAAAUAAAGCAGUAAAAUCUGCAAUGAAUAGGAAACGAAAAACUAAAAAUUUUAUUUGUACAUGUGAUUUUAACGAUGAAAAACAAUUAAUUAAAUAAAUAAAUACUCAAAGUAAACCCAAAAGUAAAUACAAAAAGAUUUAAACAAAAAAAAAAAUAACAAAUAUUAAUUUAAAUAAAAAAAAAUACAAUUUACGAGAGGAUUUGAUCUGACUGAUUGAAGGGCGUCAAUGAUUGUGAGCAAGUCAAAUUUUGAAUGAAUGAUUUGAAUUUUAGAAUGGAAUAAAAAGGGUAACGCGUCAAACGAAUUAAAUAUUUUUUUUUUCUUAUUUUUUUUUUUUUUCCUUUAUCUUGAUAGAUUUUUUUUUUAAUUGUGUAUCGCGUAUCACUGCAUUCACAUCGGCAAACAGCAGUUUAAUAAAUGUAGAAAAAUGAACUACAAUUAGUCGAUAAACUCGAGUGAUAUCUGAUAUAUAAUCUAGAAAUAAAAUAAAUUAAAAUAAAUUAAAAAAUUCGUACAUGUGUAAGCUUGUCGUUUGUUCGGAAUGCAAUUUUUUUUCUCACAUUUAGUGAGAGACACAUUGUGACAAAUUUUUUUUCUUGUAAUUUUUACAAGAAAAAAAAACAGCCUAACAAGUAAAUACUUAAAGAAAAUAAUAAUUCAACAAAUAAAAAAAAAAACCACGAUUUAUAUUGAGUCCCAAAGUAAAACUACCUUUUUCAAAUUUUUCAUAAAAUAUUUCUACGUUUAUACCAAUCAUAAAAAAGUUAAUAGUAAAAAAAAAUAAAAGUUUUCUAAAAAAUUUAAUAGUAUAGAAAUUAAAAAAAUUCAAAAAAUACAUCUAAUUGUUAGUGGCAAGAAUAAAUUCAGUCGAAAUUGAUAUUUGACUGAUGAAAAAAAACUAAAUAAGCAUUGAAUAAUUUAAAUGAAAAGUUAAGAUCGCGACUAAAAAGUAAAAAAAUUAAAAAAAAAAGUAAAAAAAAAAAAGAUUGAAAAUUGUAUAGUUAAAAAAAAAAAGAUAAAAACUUUAAUCGUAUGGAGUUUAAUUAAAAUAAUUGUCCGUUAAGAUAAUUACAACGAAGAAUUAAAAUGAGAAAGAAAAAAAAAAGUAAAUAAAUAAUAAUAAAUAAUUAAAUAAACAAUGCGGGCCGUUUACUCGAUAAUUUAAUAUUUCAAUACGAGAUGAACGAUUUUUAUUAUUAUUAUAUUUUUUUUAAUUUAAAAAUUUAAUUUUUUUUAAUAGAUCUGAUUGUUCUGUGUACCAUCUUGAUAAUGUGAAAAUGUUGCGAGGUGUUUUAUCGUUUGCCAAACACUUACUGAUGAAAAAAAAAAAGUUUAAAUUAAAAAAAAAAACCCCGUGAAUUAUUUUUCAAUUAAAAUAAUAAAACACUGAUGAUUAUAUUACAUUUUUAAUUUUUUUUUUUUAUUUUGUUAUUUUAUAAUAAUAUAUUGUGGUGACUUUAAAAUACCUCGCUCAUUCAGUGUACCAGUCAUCAGUAUCUUGGAUCAGCAG
Aphidius gifuensis is the source of this 5774-nucleotide messenger RNA. It is a transcript of the gene Akap200, whose product is annotated as A-kinase anchor protein 200. The record is from RefSeq and is a predicted model, not a curated record. Lineage: Eukaryota; Metazoa; Arthropoda; Insecta; Hymenoptera; Braconidae. The transcript is spliced from 8 exons. Bases 927 to 3344 code for a protein of 805 amino acids.